GUCAUCGGUAGCUCGGAGGACGUCCAGCCGAGCCCAGGUCGGUUGGGCCGAUUGCGGACGAGUAUGCGUCAGUCUAGCAGACUUGACUCAGCCUCUACAGGAACACCGCGACCUGUGGCUGUCGCCACCAUUGAGGCUGACAGCGGCAGUUGUGGCAAUUCGGCCUCCAGUUCUCGUGCCGACCCGCGGGGCACGGUGCGUCAGGGAAGGACUCGUAGACCGGUAAAACGGCACCAAACCAGUCCGGUCAACGGUAGCCUUGCCGUCACAGCCAUUGCCACCUCUGCGACAGCCUCACCUGGCCCCGAAGCCGUCGGGGACAAUGGUAACGGUCUCAACUCAACUGUCCUCUCAGACCCACGCAUGCAACCGCAUCACGAAGCUGCUUGGCUACAAGAAGAGAACAUGUGCUUACGCGCACAGCUGACUGCGUUCGAGUCCCGAUUGCGGCAUGUCAGCGCGGUAGGUUGUCCUAUUCCUUACGAUUUUGUUGUUCAGCCAACUAACACAGACUGCCUUGGAGCCAGCUUUGCCGGUGCUGAUCUCUCUGUACCGUUUAGUGGAGCUUACAUGUAG
Molecule: messenger RNA, 576 nt
Organism: Protopolystoma xenopodis
Lineage: Eukaryota; Metazoa; Platyhelminthes; Monogenea; Polystomatidea; Polystomatidae
Source: the annotation of a GenBank genome assembly